CAUAUUCUUAACGAUUCCUGGAAAUAACGGCAGAAUCAGAAUCUUCUCCGCACAGAACAAUUAUGUGUCCAAGCAGUACAAAAUAGAUCAUGAUCACCGCCGCGUUGUUGCUGUUAAUCGCGGUCGUGAAGGACCAGAGCGAAAACGUUCAAGCUUGGCCAGCGAGACCUCGAAUAAAAAGUGACCGAACGGAUAACGUCUAUCUAUCAGAUGAACCGGUCAAAUUAACUUGUGCGACUACUGCUCCGGCAUGUUCCGCUGGCACCUUUCACCUGUACAGCAACCAACGAGAAAUAGAGCAAGCGCCAACAGAGCGAAAGAGCGCGACGUUCACCAUCGCGAAUGGAGGUGAUGCAUCAGGCAUAUACAGUUGUUUAUACACGUGCACGGUGUCUGGUAGAGACAUUACCUCAGAAGAAAGCGACAAGAUAGAGAUAACAGUGGUGGCUCGGCCAGCGAGACCUCGAAUAAAAAGUGACCGAACGGAUAAAGUCUAUCUAUCAGAUGAACCGGUCAAAUUAACUUGUGCGACUACUGCUCCGGCAUGUUCCGCUGGCACCUUUCACCUGUACAGCAACCAACGAGAAAUAAAGCAAGCGCCAACAGAGCGAAAGAGCACGACGUUCACCAUCGCGAAUGGAGGUGAUGCAUCGGGCAUAUACAGUUGUUUAUACACGUGCACGAUGUCCGGUAGAGGCAUUACCUCAGAAGAAAGCGACAAGAUAGAGAUAACAGUGGUGGCUCGGCCAGCGAGACCUGAAAUAAAAAGUGACCGAUCGGAUAAUGUCUACCUGUCAGAUGAAUCGGUCAAGUUAUCCUGUUGGAUAACUGGUUCUCCAUGUUCCGAUGGCACCUUUAACCUGUACCAGAACCUAAAACCAGUACAUCAAGCGCCAUCACAGCGAAAGAGCACGACGUUCACCAUCGCAAAGGGAGUUGAUGCAUCGGGAACAUACGGUUGUUCAUACGCAUGCACAGUGUCCGGUAGAAGAAAACUCUCAGGAGAAAGCGAAAGAAUAGAGAUAACAGUCGUGGCUCAGCCAGCGAGACCUCGAAUAAAAAGUGACCGAGUGAAUAAAGUCUACCAGUCAGAUGAAUCGGUCAGGUUAACUUGUUGGAUAACUAGUCGGGCACAUUCCGUUGGCACCUUUCACCUGUACAGAAACCGACAAGCAUUACAGCACGUGCCAGCACAGCGAAACACCGCGACGUUCACCAUCGAGAAUGGAGGUGAUGCAUUGAGCAUAUACAGUUGUUUUUACACGUACAUUCUGUCCGGUAGAAGCAUAUCCUCAGACGAAAGCGACAGAAUACAGAUAAAAGUCGUGGAUUUGCCCAGACCAAACAUAUCACUAGCCUCCAGUCAUGUUUCUCAAGGUGAAGACGUUACGUUUAACUGCACAGCCACGAAAAGCACGUCGGUCGGAGCAUUCUACUUAUACAAGAACGGCGUUCGAUUGAAUGACUCGGUUCCCCAGAGUGCAGAUGCACAGAACAAAUCAACCACUUUCACCAUCCAGAAUGUAGAUCCAGGAAAUACUGGAAAUUACACAUGUGUCUAUAAACUAUUGGAAGGAGGCAGGCAUCUAAUAUCGGCGCCCAGUGAUUCUGUGCUUCUUGCUGUAAGCGGAAAGUCGAUUCAACCGUGGAUUCCAGCUUUACCUGUUGUGUUCCUUAUGUUAAUACUUGGAGUAUUGGGUGUUUACUGCUGGAAAAAAGGGAAGUCCAGCGGCCCCAGAGAAUUGAGAGCUGCUCCACCUCCUAAAGACGGUCGCAGUGACGAUGUCGUAUACGCUGAUCUUACGGUAGUACCACAAACGACGAAACAAAAAGGCAAGAAGAAACGCGUUGAAACCCACGGCGGUGAAGGCACCAUCUAUGCAGACGUCAAGCUGUAAAAGGGACAAAAGGCUCCUUGAUGUUUUCCACUUCCCCAGGAGGUGACUUGGGUCCGUGAUCUACAGCUGCGGCUCAAACUAUGCUUCUUCAUGGGUGGUGGGUUCUCGCUGUCGGAACUCGCCGAGCGACCUGGGGUUUCGAUGCCUCCAGGGUUCAAUGUUUUGACGUGCGCCGUCAGGGUGCGGUCCUGUGGACGACCCGAUUCCUCACCGAUGUCGCUGACUGAAGUGUCACGCGAGAUUGAAACACCAAGACAGCGGGUGGUGUACGCAGCCGUCUGAGCCCCCUCGAGUAAUCUCUCUCUCUCUCACUCUCUUCCUCUCUCUCUCACUCUCUCUCUCUCGGUGGUGAGUGAGAGUCUGUUCUUCGAGUUGGGAUCUUGAACAAGCGACGCGGCAGUCUGUAACAUCGAAACAGCGAGCUGUUGGUGUCCGCUUGUGGCAGAAGCGAUGUGUCUCUGCCUCUCUCGCUCUUGAGAGAGAGAGGGAGAGAAAGAGGGAGAAAGCGAGACUCUAAGAUGUUGAAGUGUUUGAAUGGACAGUAGCUUUUGAUGAACUGUAGAUCAUGGUCUCCGGAAGCUUCACUAAUGUUUUCAUGGUGGGUGGUAGACGGCUAAUGCUUUUGCUGUAGCAAACGGAGCGGAGGGCGGAGGCUUAAAUAUUUUGUUGCUGCUUGUGCAUGGAAAGGGUGGGGUGCAUGGGGUUGUAACGCUUUCUGUUGAUCAUUGUCUGUUUUUUUUUCUCUGUUUCGCAGCUGUCUUCAAUGAGUAAGAAUUUCAUAUUGUAUACUGCAUACAUUCUCUGAUACUAAAUUGAACCAUUGAACUAUUAAUAGCUGCCAUGCCUUCUGCGUAGCUAAGUCUCAAGAUUGGGACGCAGGUCUUGCAGCAGGAGCAGGCCUGAUUCAGAUCCAUUAUCAGAUUCAGAUUCAGAGUUAUUCAUUUAUCACAAUGCACACUUAAACAUACAGUGAAAUGUGCCGUUUGCGAUAACAGCCAACACACCAGUUCAGUCCCAGAAUUUGAAUUCAGAUCUAAGUGUUUUGUAAUGAAAUACGGUAACGGAAGCAGUCCAAAUAUGUCAUGAUAUCAGGCCAGUCAUUGAUGAGGAUCAUGCCUGAUCACAUCCUUCGGCGCCACAUGAUUGUGAUAAUCCAAUAUCACUGGAUACAACUACCUGUCGCGCCGAAUCCAAAAUGACUUGACUUCUUUGUCUAAUUUGCGAUUCGACACCCAAAGCUGUGUAGAAACUUAUUCCAAAAGCAGUCCUAAGUCAAAAUAAAGACUAAAGCCAAGUGUACAAGUUACUUUAUUUUCAGGUGCAAAGUUAAACGCACAUUAAACUGAUGGCAACAGAAUAUAACUGAUUAGUUGUAUGAUACUCGGGUAUCUCCAGCAUGUCAGAGAAGAUUCAGUGGGUAAAUUGAGUUUAUAUUCAACUGCACAAGUCCAUGUAUGCAUAGGAGUAACGAUAAACUUACCUGUUCCAUGCCCAGAGCUACAGAUAAGCAUCAUACACGAAAAAAUAAAAUCUAAGUUAAACAUAAAUUAUGCACAAUAUGUUUAAGAAUGAACACAGGUAGAACUAAAACGUCCAAAACAACGUAAUCAAUGUUGUUAUUGUGUUGCUAAACCUAAGGUCCGCAGGUUGGUUCACGAAGCGAAUGGUUGCAGGAACUGGUUGACUGUGACCCUGGUUCUAAAUUCAAUACAAAUAUUAUUCUGCAAUUGCUCAUCCAUUGGGUGUUGUGCUCUUUAGGGAAGAUCUUUGUGAUUUAUUGUUGCUUCAAGAGUCAGAAAAAGCAUUGAAUGAAUUAACUUAAUUUGACACAUUGUAUUUUAAACAACAUGCGUAUCAAUCCCGUGCUCAGGGCAGCACGGAAGGGUAGCUGUUAGAAGAAUGCUUCACAGUACCAGGGGCUGGGGUUCAAUCCCCGUCGCUGCCUGUAAGACAUUUCAACGUUCUCACCCUGACCAAAUGUGUUUCCUCUCACAGUCCAAAGACAUACCGGUUGGCAGAAUAAUUUCUCUUCAUAAAUUGUCGCGUGAUUAGGUUCAGAUUUAAAAGGGGGAAUUCUGAGCGGCGCGGCUGGAAGGGCAGUAAGGACCUAUACCGCGAUGUAUCUCAGUAAUCAAUCAAUCAACCGGAUUGAUAGAUAGCUAUCUAUACAGAUAGAUAGAUAGAUAGAUCGAGAAACAGAUGGGUAAACAAGAAGACAGGUAGAGAGAUAAAUAGAUAGACAGACAAAUAAAUACAUAACGCAGCUUCUGAAAAUAGAUUCAAAUCUGACACAGUGGCGUCAGGAAAACUACUUCUCCCUCAGUGUCGCAAAAACAAAGGAGCUGGUUGUGGAUUACAGGAGGAAUGGAGACAGGCUAACCCCUAUUGACAUCGAUGAAUCUGGGGUUAAAAGAGUAAACAGCUUUAAGUUCCUCGGUAUCCACUUCACUCAGGAAUUCACCUCGGUGUAGUGAGAAAGGCACAACAGCGCGAGUUUUACCUCAGACGGUUAAAGGAGUUUGGAAUGGGUCCCUAAAUCCUAAGAUCUUUCUACUAGGGCACAACUGAGAGCGUCCUGACUGGCUUCAGCACUGGCUGGUAUGGGAACUGUACCUCUCUCAAUCGCAGGUAUCUGCAGAGACUGGUGCAGACAACUUAGCGCAUUUGUGGUUGUGAACUUCCCAUGAUGCAGGACAUUUACAAAGACAGCUGUGAAAAAAUGGCCCGAAUCAGAAUCAGGUUUAUUAUCACCGGCAUAUGACUUGAAAUUUGUUAACUUAGCAGCAACAGUUCAAUGCAAUACAUAAUCUAGUAGAUAGGAAAAAAAAAUAAAUAACAUAAAACAUGAUGAAGAAACAAGUAAACCAAUUACUUAUGCAGUAUGGAAUAGCAUUUUUUUAAUGAGCAAAAGGAGAAAUACUGUGUAUUAAAAAAGUGAGGUAGUGUCCAAACCUUCAAUGUCCAUUCUGAAUUCCGAUGACAGAGGGGAAGAAGCUGUCCCUGAAUUGCUGAGUGUGUGGCUUCAGAUUUCAUUAUCUCCUACCUGAUGGUAACAGUGAGAAAAGGGCAUGCCCAGGGUGCCGGAGGUCCUUAAUAAUGGACGCUGCCCUUCCGGGACACUGCUCACCGAAGAUGUCCUGGGUACUUCGCAGGCUAGUACACAAGAUGGAGCUGACUAGAUUUACAACUUUCUGCAGCUUCUUUCGGUCCUGUGCAGUAGCCCCUCCAUACCAGACAGUGAUGCAACAACACACAUAAAAGUUGCUGGUGAAAGCAGCAGGUCAGCAUCUCUAGGAAAAGGUAAAGUCCACGUUUCGGGCCGAGACCCUUCGUCAGGACUAACUGAAAGAAAAACUAGUAAGUGAUUUGAAAGUGUGGGGGAGGGGAGAAGAUCCGAAAUAAUAGGAGAAGACAGGAGGGGCAAGGAUGGAGCCAAGAGCUGGACAGUUAAUUGGCCAAAGGGAUAUGAGAGGAUCAUGGGAGAGGAGGCCUAGUG
This is a messenger RNA of Mobula hypostoma (lesser devil ray), 5394 nucleotides long. RefSeq names its product immunoglobulin superfamily member 1-like. The transcript is spliced from 13 exons. NCBI's taxonomy places the organism in Eukaryota, Metazoa, Chordata, Chondrichthyes, Myliobatiformes, Myliobatidae. The record is from RefSeq and is a predicted model, not a curated record. The coding region runs from base 90 to 1898 and encodes 602 amino acids.